Molecule: messenger RNA, 474 nt
Organism: Lottia gigantea (owl limpet)
Lineage: Eukaryota; Metazoa; Mollusca; Gastropoda; Lottiidae
Exons: 1
Source: RefSeq, a predicted model, not a curated record
CCUAUACUAUAUUCUGCAGACCCAACUAGAAUCCGCAGACCCCCUAUACUAUAUUCCACAGACCCAAUUAGAAUCCGCAGACUCCCUAUACUAGAAUCCACAGACCCAACUAGAAUCUGCAGACCCCUUAUACUAGAAUCCGCAAACCCAACUAGAAUUUGCAGACCCCCUAUACUAGAAUACACAGACCCAACUAGAAUCUGCAGACCCCUUAUACUAGAAUCCGCAGACCCAAUUAGAAUUUGCAGAACCCUUAUACUAGAAUCCGCAGAUCCAACUAGAAUCUGCAGACCCCUCUAUACUAGAAUCUGCAGACCCUUUAUACUAGAAUCAGCAAACCCAACUAGAAUUUGCCGACCCCCUAUACUAGAAUACACAGGCCCAACUAGAAUCUGCAGACCUCCUAUACUAGAAUCCACACACCCAACUAGAAUAUGCAGACCCCCUAUACUAUAUUCUGCAGACCCAACUAGA